AUGACCCCCCCGGGAACGCCGCCCGCGGCGGGCGGCGCCGGGGACCCUCCCCCGGUCACGAUUCGCGUCACGGUGAAGAGCCCGUUCAACACGUCGGUCGUGGACUUCGCGACCGAAUUCCCCGCCGCGACCGCGACGGUGGGGGACCUGAAGCGACAGAUAGAGGAGCAACACGAGGGGAACCCGCCCGCGGCGACGCAGAGGAUAAUCCACGCCGGCGCGCUGCUGCGCGACGACGCCGCGCUCCUGAAAGACGUCCUGAAGUCCGCGGAUCUGAGCGUCCCGCAGGUUUUCCACAUGGUGGGCGCGUCCCCGACGACGACGCCGGCGCGGUCGCGAUCCGAGGGGGUUCGAAGAUCGCCGGAGGAGCGCAUGCGGCCGCCGCCGGGUGACGCGGCGACGCCGCCUUCGCCGCCGCCGCCGCCUCUCGCGGGCGCGCAGCCGAGGGGACGAUUCCAUCAGGGCGCCGCGACGCCGACGCCGACGCCGCCGCCGCCGCCGUCGAGCGGCCAGGUGCGUUCUAUACACUGGUCCCCAUACGACCCCGUUGGCGUGGUGAACGCCAUUCCUUAA
Molecule: messenger RNA, 573 nt
Organism: Micromonas pusilla CCMP1545
Lineage: Eukaryota; Viridiplantae; Chlorophyta; Mamiellophyceae; Mamiellales; Mamiellaceae
Exons: 1
Coding region: 1-573 (190 amino acids)
Biological process (GO): endoplasmic reticulum unfolded protein response
Molecular function (GO): protein binding
Source: RefSeq, a predicted model, not a curated record